This is a messenger RNA of Callithrix jacchus (white-tufted-ear marmoset), 875 nucleotides long. Lineage: Eukaryota; Metazoa; Chordata; Mammalia; Primates; Cebidae. The record is from RefSeq and is a predicted model, not a curated record.
CAGGUGAGCUGUGGAGGUAGGGUCCUUGGAGGCUGGAUGACAGCAGCUGGCAAGUGGAUAAGGGUGCAUUGGGCCCCUCGUCAAGGAGGUCUCACUUCAUAUAUAGACAGGGGCCUCUGGGGUGGGGCUGAGGUGCAAAGGGGGAUUGAGAAGCCCAGGAGAAGAGAGACGGGGGUUCCCUUCUUCCCUUUUCUCAGAUGCACUGUGGACUCAGGGCCUUGCUGGGCUGGGGGUCUCCUUGCAGAGAUGAAGCUGCUUCUGGCCCUAGCAGGGCUCCUGGCUGUUCUGGGCAUGCUCCAGCCCUCUGAAGGUGCUGCUCCAGCUGUCCUGGGGGAGGUGGACACCUCGUUGGUGCUGAGCUGCAUGGAGGAGGCCAAGCAGCUGGUGGACAGGGCCUACAAGGAGCGGCGGGAAAGCAUCAAGCAGAAGCUUCGCAGUGGCUCAGCCAGCCCCAUGGAACUCCUAUCCUACUUCAAGCAGCCAGUGGCAGCCACCAGGACUGCUGCGAGAUCUGCUGACUACCUGCACGUGGCCCUAGGCCUGCUGGAGAGGAAGCUGCGGUCCCUGUGGCAGGGGCCAUUCAAUGUCACUGGUACUGUAGCCCAUCCCACCCCAGGCUCCUGCUCCACUAGUCACUCCUCCUAGAGACCCCAGCUGUCUUCCAGUGAUCCCCUCAACCUCUUCCUCCAGGCAGUCAGUCUCAGGGGCAUCCUAAUAUCCCCUCCACUUCAGACUGGGCCCCCUCAGCCUCAGGUUGCCUGGGUUAGGAAGUGAGGGGGCGUGGCUCCCCCAAUCCUCUUUCCACCCGCGGCAGAUGUGCUAACGCCCGCUCAGCUGAAUUUGUUGUCUAAGUCAAGCGGCUGCGCUUACCAGGA